This is a messenger RNA of Anarrhichthys ocellatus (wolf-eel), 1823 nucleotides long. RefSeq names its product G protein-coupled receptor 132b (gene gpr132b). Gene Ontology annotation, biological process: G protein-coupled receptor signaling pathway; negative regulation of G2/M transition of mitotic cell cycle; G1/S transition of mitotic cell cycle. NCBI's taxonomy places the organism in Eukaryota, Metazoa, Chordata, Actinopteri, Perciformes, Anarhichadidae. The coding region runs from base 3 to 1226 and encodes 407 amino acids. The transcript is spliced from 2 exons. Gene Ontology annotation, cellular component: membrane. Gene Ontology annotation, molecular function: G protein-coupled receptor activity. The record is from RefSeq and is a predicted model, not a curated record.
UGAUGCUGCUCCUCAGUCUUUGUGCUUCAGUCAGAGAGCACGAGGAGGAGACACGCGGAGGAGACACGCGGAGGACGCACAAGGAGACAGGAGGAGGAGACACGAGGAGGAGGACACACGAAGAGGACGCACGAGACGGUGACAUCAUGCAUGAGCCUCCGCUGACCGAGACGUUUUCUCUGACGACCAACACAAGCUCAAUCGAGUGCCGGCCCCCGUACGACGAAGGCCGGCUGCCGCUUGUGCUGCUGUACAGUGUUGUGCUGGCGGUCGGACUGCCGGCUAACCUGCUGACCGUCUACCUCACCUGGCUGCAGGUGUGCAGGAAGAACGUGCUGGGCGUGUACCUGUGGAGCCUGUCUCUGUGCGACCUCACAUACCUGGGCACUCUGCCACUGUGGACGCACUACGUCAGCGGAGGUCACUCGUGGCCCUGGAGCUCGGCCGCCUGCAAGCUAACAGGCUACAUCUUCUUCAACAACAUGUACAUCAGCAUCUUCCUGCUGUGCUGCAUCUCCUGCGACAGGUACGUGGCCGUGGUCUACAGCGUGGAGUCCCGCGGACUCCGCCGGCAACGCGUCGCCACCCUCAUCGCCCUCUUCAUCGUACUGCUGGUCGCCGUCGGUCACAUCCCCGUCUUCACCAUGAGGGAGGGCGACGCCGCCGAGGGCGACCGCCGCUGCUUCGAGCCGAGUCAAAGCAGCGCCACGGUGACGGGCUUCAACUACGCUCGCUUCGUGGUGGGCUUCCUGGUACCACUGCUGGUGCUGGUGGUGACCAACCACGGCAUCCUGGCUAACGUGCAGCGCAGUACCGGGCUGCGGAGAGAACAGAAGGCGCGUGUUGGCUGGCUGGCGGUGGCGGUGGUGGUUCUGUUCCUGGUCUGCUUCGCCCCGUACCACCUUAUCCUGCUGGUCCGAGCCGUCAUGUUCCACUUCCCCCAGCUGGAGGACUGUCUGUUCGAGAGGACCAUGUACACGCCGAACACCAUCUCGCUCGGUCUGUCCACUGUCAACAGCGCCGUCAACCCCAUCCUCUACGUCCUGUCCAGCGACAACAUCCGCAAAGAGCUGAGCCAAGGACUCGUGCAGGUCUGGGACAGAGCUCACCUGAGACCGCGAUCCCACAGCAGCCACAACAAGAUCCAGCCCACCAAGAACUCCUCAGACCUGAAUGUAGUGACCGAGACCGAGAGGCACCAGGGAGGAAAACCACCGGGGACCUGAAAGGCCGACCUCUGCUGGAAUCUACUGGUCUUUUCUGGAAGAGUCCCACCAGUUGUGGGUCUGAACAUGUACUUUGAGUAACAGGAAGGAGAUCAGAACGGUUAUUGGUCAUCUCGACCAAAGAUGAACCGGACGAACCAGAUCAAUAAAGUUGAUCAAAAAAGUUUUUAAACUGAGACUUUUCAGACUCUCCGAUUUGUUUAAUAAAGAACAAACUGAAACCGUUUCUUAUUUGUUCAUUUCAGUGAAUAUGUGAUAUCCUGAAUAAAGUGAAAUAUUUGAAUUUAUACAAAAUAAAUUGAAUUAAAUCAGCUGUGUGACCACGUGUUCCUCACGAGGAUACUAUCUCGUUCACUAGUCGGGUUUUAUGUGUUGAGACAACUUGAGCCGCGAAGCAUACGACGGGUUUCUCCACGUUUCAUCACUUCCUCAUUUAGAUCAGCUCUCACUUGUGUUUGUGAGGUUACGUUGAACGUAAUAUCCCAGCACACCUGAGUCUGUGAGUUAAAAUACGUUAACGUGCUUCAGACGAGUCGUAGCUGCAGCUUUAAAUAUUUAUUUUAUUAACAAGAUCUGUUUAAAUGUUUUUCAUGAUUU